AGCGGCCAAUUCCAAAUUUACAAGCGACUACAGGCAAUAGAAGCUUUCAGGAAAGUUGGUACUCGAAGAAAGAUUGGCUUUGUGGUAGCUCAGAAAAGAAUGCAUUAUUCUGUUGGCCUUGUCUUUUAUUUUGCCCUGGAUCGUCAUCUUCAUGGACGCAGACGGGAUUUAAAAACAUGAAGAAUUUCCUAUCCGAUUGUAAGAAGCAUGAGAAGGCAAAAUCGCACAUGGGUGCCUACAAGACCUGGAAGACCUACGGUUUUCAGCCUCGUAUCGACUGUAUCAUGUCACAAACUAGACGUGAAGAGAUUCAGCGUCAUAACGAGGAGGUUGAUGAGGCAACUGAUGUUUCUACCAAAGAACAAUUGAGUGUAAUUGUUCGAAUGGACAAAGGGGAAAGUGUCAUUGAAAGACAGCUUGGGUUUGUUGAUGUUAGUUGUGAUAGGACUGCAACUGCUAUAUCAUCAGUAGUUAAGGGUUGGGAUGAUGAAACGUUAAGUAAGGUUACUGGUUUACUUGGCUACCUUAAUUGCUUCUUGUUUUGUUUCUUGGUACAUGUUUUCCAGAGAAUUCUUUAGCAGUCAUCCAUACUUUAUUCUAUCUUGCAAGACAAGGACACUGACUUUCAUUAUGGAAUGAGUAGGUUUGAGAGAUUCAAGGCCUUUGUUGCUUCUCUGAGAAAUGAUACAGUAUGUUGACCUGGAUGUUGACAGGUGUAUGACCUGGAUGUUGAGAAAGUGGGACCACCAGUAACCAGGUAUGACCAACGGCAUAAUUACAAACAAAUGUAUUUUGAAAUUCUUGACACAAUUGUGACUAUGCUGACUGAACGAUUUCAGGAUAUGGAGCGUUUUAGAUUUUUGACCUUGUUAACCUAGGGUGUUUAAGAUGUGGAAAGGUGAAGUGCCCUCAGAAAAGAUAAGUCUUCUAAAGGAGGUUUAUGGUGAUAUGUUUGACAUACCAAUGCUAGUUAGCCAACUUUGUUUUAUUUACAGAGAUAAAGACUUUCACUGUGAUUCAUGCGAUGAAUUAUUGAAAUAUAUUUUUCAGUUCCAUUAUCAAUCUAGUAUUCCAGAAGUUGUAAAACUGUUAAAGAUAAAUGGUGUUUUGUCAAUUACAAGUGCUUCAGUUGAGAGGUCAUUUUCUUGUUUGAAGAGGGUAAAAAAUUGUCUUAGAAAUACUAUGAGCCAAGGACGUUUUAGUUCUCUUUGCAGGAUUUCCAUUCACAAAGACAUAAUGUCAGAGAAAGAAGACGCCUACACAUUGCAUGAUGAGGUAGUAAAGAAGUUCAUUGAAAAACCACGAAGACUUGCUUUCUUAUACAAAUAGGUAUUCAUAUAUAUUACAUCUCACUAUGUAAGACAUCAUCAGCUUGCUGAUGAUGUCUUACGUCCAUGGCAUGUGAGAAUUUUUCCGGGAACUUUUUAAUGCAGUCAAUGAUGAUUGUCAUUUCAGCACGACAAUUUCAUCACAACUUUUGAUAGUUGUUGAUGACAAAUCUGAGCCUUUUUCGGUUCUUUUGCCAAAGUUUCUUUACAAGAUGUACAUAGGUAUCUAUUUAUGUAUGUGUUGUUGAGAAAAUAAAUCACAUAUCUG
Molecule: messenger RNA, 1596 nt
Organism: Xenia sp. Carnegie-2017
Lineage: Eukaryota; Metazoa; Cnidaria; Anthozoa; Malacalcyonacea; Xeniidae
Product: zinc finger MYM-type protein 1-like
Exons: 3
Coding region: 177-578 (133 amino acids)
Source: RefSeq, a predicted model, not a curated record